Molecule: messenger RNA, 6285 nt
Organism: Athene cunicularia (burrowing owl)
Lineage: Eukaryota; Metazoa; Chordata; Aves; Strigiformes; Strigidae
Gene: ZCCHC14
Product: zinc finger CCHC-type containing 14
Exons: 13
Coding region: 41-3301 (1086 amino acids)
Molecular function (GO): phosphatidylinositol binding; nucleic acid binding; zinc ion binding
Source: RefSeq, a predicted model, not a curated record
CCGGGUGUGCUCCCUGCGGGCCGGGGGUCGGCGAAGCACCAUGGUGGAGAAGCGGUGCCCGCGGCUGCAGCGGGACGGCGUGUACCGCUGGUUCUCCGAGCUGCCCUCCCCGCAGCGUGUGGAGUUCCUCUGCGGCCUCCUGGACCUCUGCAUCCCGCUGGAGCUGCGCUUCCUCGGCGCCUGCCUGGAGGACCUGGCCCGCAAGGACUACCACUCCCUGCGCGACUCCGAAAUCAAGGCCAACAACCCCGCCGACCUGGGGAGCCUCACCAACCUGACGGACGAGGUGGUGCGCAGCAAACUUUUGGUCUCUCUCGCCCUGCUCGGCUCUGCCCACCGAGAGGCGGCCGGGGUCCUCUUCCGUACCCUCACCCACAUCGAUUCGGUCAUCAACAACUACGGGCUACAACUCAAUGAGGGCCGCACAGGGGACGAGUUCCUGUUGCUCUUCACGAUGGCAUCCAACCAUCCAGCUUUCAGCUUCCACCAGAAACAGGUGCUGAGGCAAGAGCUCACCCAGAUCCAGAAUAUCAUGGCCAGCACCAGCAAGAAUCCCAGCACCUCUACCCUCAACACCAUGGCAACCUAUCCUGGCUGCCAUAAGGUCACUCCAAGGUCCGAGACCCCCAUCAACAGCGUCAGUAACAGUUUGGAAAAUGUCCUACAUACAUCAACACAUUCCAUUGAGGAGUCAUUACCCAAGAGGCCUUCGGGGAAACACUCCAAAGUGAGUGUUGAAAAAGUGGAAUUAAAGGGACUGGCACACAAGAAGAAUGAAAGAAACGUUGAAUAUUCCUUUGAGGUCCUGUGGUCUGAUUCUUCAGUGACGUUGGUAACCAAAUCUUCCACUGAAGUGACUGAAUUCAUUUCAAAGCUAUCUCAGCUGUAUCCAGAAGAAAACUUGGAGAAGUUCAUUCCUUGCCUAGCUGGUCCAGAUUCAUUUUACCUGGAACGGAACCACAUGGACCUGGAAUCGGACCUUAGGUAUUUGGCACCAUUACCUUCCCAUGUGGUGAAAAAUGACCACGUUAGAAAGUUCUUCAGCACUUCAUCUCCUUCGCAGCAGCUUCAGAGUUCAAAUCCUGGCAACCCCUCCCUUUAUAAAGUAGGAACUACGCUGGGAACAUCUGGAAGACCUAUCUGUGGAGUGGCUGGCAUUCAGUCUUCUCAGAAUCACGUUCAGCACUCGGCUGCUGCGCCCGUUGCACUACCCCACUGUUCCCACGCGGGAGGGACUGCCUCGUCGCUGGCCUAUCGCACCCAGAUGGACACCUCUUCUGCACCCAUGUUAAUGUCUUCCAGUCCACAGACCCCUCAGACACAGGAGCAAAACGGGAUCUUAGACUGGCUCAGGAAGCUGCGGUUGCACAAAUACUACCCUGUCUUCAAACAGCUCACGAUGGAGAAGUUUCUGAGUCUUACUGAGGAAGAUCUGAAUAAGUUUGAAUCUCUCACCAUGGGAGCAAAGAAGAAGCUCAAGACCCAGCUGGAGUUGGAGAAAGAAAAAUCAGAGAAACGGUGCCUAAACCCCACAACACCUUCUUCAGUUACCAGCAGUGGUGUGGCAAGGGUUCCCCCUACUACGCAUGUAGGGCCUAUCCAGAGUAUUCGUGGCAACCAUGCUGCAGAGCUGCGAGUGGAUGUGGAUCAGCCAGCCCACCCGCUGCCCCGGGAGGGCAGCUCUUCCGAGUACUCCAGCUCUUCUUCCAGCCCCAUGGGGAUCCAGACACGGGAAGAGAGCUCGGACAGCGCCGAGGAGAACGAGAGACGUUUGGAGAUUCACUUGGACGGUUCCGAAAAGGAGAAGCCAGUGAUGUUACUGAAUCAUUUCACUUCGAGCUCUGCCAGACCCACGGCUCAGGUCUUACCAGUGCAGAACGAUGCAGGCUCCAACCCGUCCGGCCACCACGCUCUGCCCAUGCAGAUGAUGUCAGCGGGCUCUACUCACAUCACCCCCAUCCGGAUGCUAAAUUCAGUGCAUAAAUCAGACCGUGGCAAUGCAGACAUGAAGCUGCUUUCCUCGUCUAUGCAUUCUCUUUUAUCUUUAGAAGAAAGGAAUAAAGUUUCGCCUGGACCUAGGGGCAGCAUCAAAAUGGAGAAGAGCUUUGGAAAUACAGUGGUGGAUGUCAUGUCUGCAUCUGCUCCCCACCAGCCCUUGCAGGUGCUGUCAGGGGCUGCUGAGAACAGCUCACCCACGUCUACUAUUAACUUUGGGCCUCGAACCAAAGUUGUGCACGCUUCGACUCUGGACAGAGUGAUAAAAACAGGUCAGCAGCCGGGAUUAAUAGUAGAAACGAGCACUGCUGCCACCGUAACAUCCAGCACAGUCUUCCACGUGGCUCGUCCACCCAUCAAACUCCUGGUGUCUUCAUCUCUUCCUACUGAUUCCGCCAUUGCCGGACAGACUUCCUGCUCCAGUAAUAUGCAAAUAACGGUGUCCCCUGCAAUAAUAAAUCCCCGGACUGCUCUGUACACAGCCAACACCAAAGUUGCCUUUUCUGCAAUGAGCAGCGUGCCAGUGGCGCCGAUGCAAGGCAGCUUCUGCGCCAACAGUAACGCGGCCUCCUCCAGCAGCCACCCCUCCACGUCGUUUGCCACCAUGGCCAAUCUGCCCAGCUGCCCCGCGCCCAGCUCCAGCCCCACGCUCUCCUCCGUGGCCGAGAACAACUUCUACAGCAGCAGCAGCAGCAGCAGUAGCAGCAGCAGCAGCAGCAGCAGCAGUGGAUCUGCGGGGAGCAUCCCGGUCCCAAACCAGACCCACCACCACCAUCACCACCAGCAGCAGCAGCCGCAGCCGCCCGGGUGCAUGGUGUGCAGCUCCUGCGGGUGCAGCGGGAACUGCGGCUCCAGCGGUAUGACCGUCAGCUACACUAAUUAUUUUCAGCACCCGUUUUCAGGACCUUCAAUGUUUACUUUUCCGUUUCUACCCUUCAACCCUUUGUGUAGUAACGGCUACAUCAACACGCAGCAGUACAACAGCAGCACGACCUUCCCCGUGGUCCACACCGCUUACAACAGCGGCCUGGCGCCGGACUCCGUCAUGGCCGGGCAGUCGACGUUCGCGGUGCCGCCAAUGCAGAACUUUAUGGCAGGGACAGCGGGGGUGUAUCAGGCACAGGGAAUGAUGGGAAACAGCAAUGGCUCAAGUCACAAAAAAAAUGGGAAUCUCUCCUGUUACAACUGUGGGGCCAGUGGUCACAGAGCUCAGGACUGCAAACAGCCUCCGAUGGAUUUCAAUCGACAAGGUACAUUCAGGCUGAAAUACGCUCCUCCCUCUGAAAGUCUUGACUCCACAGACUGAUAUUUUCUCUGGCAAGAAAAUACUGUAAGCCAUGGAGACAGAAGGAGAUCGAAAUACAAAACUGAGACGUCCAGUUGCUGUUAAGCUUAAUGUAUUUUUUAAUCCAAAGGUGCUUUACUUUAUUAGACUAGGUAGAAAAUCUAGCUUAGGGGUGCAUCAAACCCAUUUUUGAUUGCCAAAUUCAAACUUGGAUCUUGUUGUUGGAACUUCUGACCACGUGUCACAGGACCGAUGCGUACUGGACGGAUGGUGGGGCUGGCCAGCUGCGUUUUCUGUUGCAAGUACAACAUCCGAUGUACUUUUUUUUUUGCUGGAGAAUGUUGCCAUAUGUGGACUUUCUAAGGUGAAACGUCUAACUCCAGGGCAGCUACAUUCUGAAGUGGAAGCUGGAGGCUGAAGGUAGGAGCGGCCGUUCGCCAGAAGGACUUUGGCACCCCUGGGCUAGGUAAAAUGUCUACUUUUUUUCAAAAGUGAUCAGGCACUAAUCUCUGGGAUUUUUAAGGAUUGCACUACAGAAGAAUGUAAAACUCUUCAAGCUUUCUGCACUUUUAGCAGACAGUGUCACUCUGAGACCAGUGCAAGAGGCAAAGAAGUUCCAACUUUUAAAAAUUGGCACCAGCAGGCUAUGUGACUUUAACUACACAAUAAAAAUCUUAAGUAAGUCUCUCCUUUCCCUUCCAAAAGAACACACACGGCAGUUUCGGUUCCUUCUGGAAACAAACUUGUGCUUCAUUGUCUCAGUUAUUACUAGAUAGUGCUGGGUUCCCAGCAGUGGAAUAAACUUAAGUUUCCAAGGGUCCAAGUCCCAGAGACUCCAGAGUCAUAAAGGCUUCAAGGAUAUUUUCCUGUAAUACACAAACCAACCUUUACGUCCUGUUACUGUAUAUAGGUCUCUUUCACAGAAACCUUAUUAUUCUGCUUUUGUAAAUGAAUUUUAAACCAUCCAAAAAAAAAAAAAAAAAAAAAAAAAAAAAGAACUCUGGCAGCAGAGUUUGUAAGCUUUUGCUUUACUUUAUAUAAAAAAAACCAACCCUUUGACUCCUACCCCAAGGCUUUUGCUACAGGAUUCAGAAGUGGUAGAAGUCAAAACAUGUAAAAGGUAGUAAACUUCAUUAUUAUCAAGACUUUGAAGGAUUUAUUGUUGGCCUCCUUCGUUGCAAUAGAUUGUAGAUGACUAGCUUUGGUGUUAACUACUUAGCGUACAUAAUUUGUGGGUGACAAAUCUAAAUUAGGACUUGAGAGGAAGCCAAACAAAUCUUGAACUGCUAAUUUGAAACAGUUUGGUCCUGUCUGGUUGAAAGAAGAUACUAAUCCUCAUGGCUCACCCGAGGAAUUUGACGGCAUUAAAUGGGUGAGGCCUUCUCUUUAAAAUGUCUGACAUAGAGAUAUUUGCAUACUGUAAUUUGGAAGACACCUUUAAAGUCUGAAGCCUUGUUUACACUUGGAGGGUAUUUCUUACACCAGUUCAAACCACACCAGGAUGAACAGUAUUUGUAGUGGCGCAGCUGACGCGCGCUCGGAACUGAGGGAAGUCAGAGCCGAGGAGGAGGUUUUGAAGUGGUGCGGAGCUGCCCCGAGGAGUGAAUCGGCACUGGGAGGGGGUAACGCGUGGCCUGGCAGGCGAGGCCUUCCUGGACUGUGUUUGUAGGGGGAAAAAAACAAACAAAACAAAACAAAACAAAGUUCUGGGCCGUCUGCAGCGCCGCGGCCGUCGGAGAGGCACGGCGGUGUGAGAUGGCCAGAAACCAAACCCCAGGUCCAGGUGUUGGUGAUCUGCAGCUCCUAGCGGAUUUGGCUUUGUGGAAACCCAGAUCUAAAUUUGCGUAACGUUUGGGCUUUUUUUUAAAAAAAAAAAACAAUUUUUUUCUUUUUAUUCCUAUGCAACGAAAAAUAAAAACCGAGCUUUGUGUAUUCUCGGCCCAGCUCCCGCUCCCCGCAGCGUUGUGCACCCCCGAAACGCUCCUGCUCGCUCUGCCCUGCGGUUGAGGUUACCUGUAUUCUAACGAACAACCUUCAGACCUGCAACACUAACGUGAUGAAACCUGACAAUGCAAUUUACUUUGCCUUAAUGAGCUUGAGACAAUGGUAGGAACAAUCUGUCAUACUGUAUUACGCUGAAGGAAACACGCAGAUUUCAGUGACGAUGUUUACUCUUUACAGCUUUGAGGGUCUCUCCAGUGGCCUGGAACAUGUGCUGAAAGCCAAACCUUAACGUUAUUAUUAUUUUUUUUUUUUCCACUUUUUUUAAACAGUAUUUUAAAACUGAAUUGUAUUUAAAUAAACUGUAUUUCAACACUCACGCAGGUGUUAAAAACCCUCUCGAAAUAGCAAAAAUCAAGAGGAAAAAAAAAAAAAAAGGUAAUUUCUGUGCAUUUUGUUUUAAUGCCCAAGGCUGGGCACACAGUCUCGUCUAAUAUUCAUCGCAGAGUUGAAACCAUAACAAAAGGACUGUAAAACUGAACUUCUGUCCAGCAAACCGUUUCAUUCCUUUCUUCCGAGCUUUCUUUGGGAUCGUUUCCUUUGUGUAAAGUUUAAGGCUGAUGUUUCUUACGAGUGGCUUACGUGUACUUUUAGGUAACGUUUUUAAAUGGUGAAGUCUGGUUUUCGAGUAAGUUCAGAUUCAGAAGUCUUGAGUACCUUAGAGCAGCACGAGUGUAACACAGAAAUGUUUGCUGAGAGCCUUCCCUCGGUCGAAGCAAGCUGCGGCGUCAGACCUGCCCGUGAGCGCUGUCCACCUUGUACCGAGACCAACCAAAGCUGGGAAGUCCGAACAGAGCACUUUAGUUCCAUAAAAUAAUCCUUCAUCUGUUUUUAAAAGGCACAAAUCCCAUCUUUUUACCCCGGAAAAGUAAGGCAGCUUGUUUUAGAAUAGUAGUUCCAGCUUCACUGGCUGAAAGAACCAGUUCUUAAAACCUUUAUUUUUAUACACUGAAAGAUGGAGAUUUCAAAGAAUGCUAUUUAUUCCUAUCUUUGUCCUAAAAGUA